Messenger RNA from Cyprinodon variegatus (sheepshead minnow), 3744 nucleotides. RefSeq names its product citron Rho-interacting kinase-like. The coding region runs from base 149 to 3712 and encodes 1187 amino acids. Lineage: Eukaryota; Metazoa; Chordata; Actinopteri; Cyprinodontiformes; Cyprinodontidae. The record is from RefSeq and is a predicted model, not a curated record. Gene Ontology annotation, biological process: peptidyl-threonine phosphorylation; mitotic cytokinesis; actomyosin structure organization. Gene Ontology annotation, cellular component: cytoskeleton; cytoplasm. The transcript is spliced from 27 exons. Gene Ontology annotation, molecular function: ATP binding; protein serine/threonine kinase activity.
GACGUAGGCGUGAAACGCGCAAAAUUUGAAACAGUAUCCCGGAAAUAGCAGCGGAAUUAGAAGAGGUUGAGAGCAUUUCUCUGCAUUUAUGUUAACUCUGCACCAUUAAUAUAUGCAUGGCAGUCAGGUUAUCCAGAUUUAGCGAACCAUGUUGAAAUUUAAAUAUGUGGGUCAGGGAGCCCUGAAAACACCGUGUUCCUCUGCUGACCCCAUCACCAGCCGCAGCUUGCGUCUCAACCAGGUUUUUCAGGGAAGAGUGAGCCUGUACGGCGGGCAGCAGGGAGGAUGGAGCUUAGGACGGGAGGAGUUUCUGGAAGCGCUGUUACUGCUCUACCAAGAGUGUACAUCCCCGGAGCUAAUGAAGAUAAAACAUGUGGCAAAGUUUGUCCAUAAAUUUUCUGAGGUGAUCUCCGAGCUUCGUGCCUUGCAGCCUGCAGUGCAUGACUUUGAGCUGCGUGCAGUGGUCGGCCAUGGUCGCUUCUCUGAAGUCCAAGUUGUGAGAGAAAAAGCCACAGGAGAUGUGUGUGCUCUGAAAGUGAUGAAGAAGUCCGUGUUGAGCUCUCAAGAAAAUAUUGUCUUUCAUGAGGAGGAACGAAGGAUUCUGGCUUUGAACAACAGUCCGUGGAUCCCACAACUUCUUUAUGCCUUUCAGGAUAAAGAUCACGUCUACCUGGCCAUGGAGUACCUGCCAGGCGGUGACCUGAUGUCUCUGUUGAACCGCUACGAGGAUCAGUUUGAUGAGUCAAUGGCUCAGUUUUAUUUGGCGGAGCUGAUAGAAGCCAUUCAUGCAGUCCACCUGCUGGGAUACGUCCACAGAGAUGUCAAACCAGAGAACAUUCUCAUCGACCGGACUGGUCACAUUAAGCUCGCCGAUUUCGGAUCAGCCGCCAAGUUGACUGCAAACAAAACGGUAAUCGCUGCCACAGUACCUGUUGGAACCCAGGACUUCCUCUCCCCAGAGGUCCUGGCGGCCAUAAGCGGGGGCCCUAACAGCACCUAUGGGCUGGAAUGUGACUGGUGGUCCCUUGGAGUCAUCGCCUAUGAAAUGAUCUAUGCCAAGUCGCCUUUUUCUGACGGCACAUCUACCAAGACCAUUCACAACAUUCUGAACUUUCGGCGUUACUUGAAGUUUCCAGAGGAGCAACAUGCCAGCAAGCAGUUUGUUGACUUGGUGCAGAGUUUGCUGUGUGGAGCCAAAGAGCGUCUGGGUUACCAGGGACUCCGGUGUCACGCCUUCUUUUCAAGUGUAGACUGGAACAACUUAAGACAAGUUCCGCCGCCGUUCGUCCCUGCGUUGCAUGCUGAGGAUGACACCUCUAAUUUUGAGGAGCCGGAGCAGGCUGCCCCCUGGCCAGCCUCAGCAAACCAGCGAGGAGCUGUGCCAGCAGGCUUUCAGGGCCAGGAUCUGCCCUUUCUAGGCUGGUUCUUCAGCAGGGCUUUAACAGCAUUGGCCAAGUCUGAGUCAGUGUCUGCAGGCCUCAACUCUCCUGCUAAGACCAACUCCAUGGAAAAGAAGCUUCAUCUUAAAAGCAAAGAAUUACAGGACACUCAAGACAAAUGCCAUAAGAUGGAGCAGGAAAUCUCCAGGUUCCAGCGCAAAAUGACUGACCUGGAGUCAGUGCUCCACCAGAAGGAUGUGGAGCUGAAGGCGUCCGAGACUCAGAGAAGCAUCCUUGAGCAAGACCUCGCCACCUACAUUACUGAGUGCAGCAGCCUGAAGCGAAGCCUGGAGGAGGCACGCGUCGAGGUCUCCAGAGAAGAUGAUAAGGCCUUGCAGCUGCUGCACGACAUCAGAGAGCAGAGCAACAAGCUGCAAGAAAUCAAGGAACAAGAGUACCACGCCCAGCUGGAGGAGAUGCAGGUGACCAUCAGACAGCUGGAGGAGGACCUUUCAGCUGCAAGGCGUCGCAGUGACCUCUAUGAAGCCGAGCUGAGAGACUCCAGACAAACAAGCGAGGAACUUAAAAGAAAAGCAGUGGAAUAUCAACAGAGAAUCCAAAAGGCCAAAGAGCAAGGAAAAGCUGAAGUGGAGGAGCUUCUUUCCAAACUUGAGAAGACCAACUCUGAGCAGCAGGUGAAAAUCCAAGAGCUCCAAGACAAACUUUCUAAGGCAGUGAAAGCGAGCACAGAAGCCACAGAGCUGCUGCAGAAUGUCCGACAGGCCAAAGAGCGACUGGAGCGGGAUCUGGAGCGCCUGCGAGGGAAAACCGACUCCAGUGAUACUUUGAAGCGUCGUCUGAGAGAGACAGAGCAGGAGGGCAGGAAGACCCUAGAAAACCAGGUAAAGAGGCUGGAGAUGGUGGAGAGGAGGGAGAACAAGCUGAAAGAUGACAUUCAGACCAAAUCCCAGCAAAUCCAGCAGAUGGCUGAAAAGAUCCUGGAACUAGAGGAAAACCUGAGAGAUGCCCAGUCAACAGCCCAGAGGAUGGAAACUCAGCUGGUUCAAAAAGAGCGGCUUUUUGAAGAUAAGAUCAAGGUUCUGGAGUCCCAGAUGAAGGCAGACAUGGCUGAGAAGGAGAGCCUGGAGGCCAAAAGGGCACAGCAGGAGGAGGAGUCCAGGGAGAACUGCAAACUAAUUAGUGAACAAAAAGCUACCAUCAAUGCUAUGGAUUCCAAGAUGAAGAACCUGGAGCAGCGCAUCGCUGAGCUGUCAGAGGCUAACAAGCUAGCAGCCAAUAGCAGCAUCUACACCCAGAAAAACAUGAAAGCCCAGGAGGAAAUGAUCUCAGAACUUCGUCAGCAGAAGUUUUAUUUGGAAUCUCAAGCAGGCAAGCUGGAGGCUCAGAAUGCCAAACUAGAGGAGCACCUGGAAAAAAUGAGUCAGCAGGAACAAACCAGGAGAUCCCGCUUGAUGGAGCUGGAGAGCAGGCUUCGGGAGAUGGGCCUUGAACAUGAAGAAGAGAAGUUGGAGAUUAAGAGACAGGUGUCGGAGUUGACCUUAUCUCUUCAAGAGCGUGAGUCCCAGAUCAGCAGCCUGCAGGCUGCACGCCUUGCCUUGGAAAGUCAGCUGCAACAGGCCAAGACUGAGCUGGAGGAGACAACUGCUGAGGCGGAGGAGGAAAUUACUGCACUGAGGAACCACAGAGACGACAUUCAGCGCAAAUUUGAUGCCUUAAGGGACAGCUGCUCAGUGAUCACUGACCUGGAAGAGCAGCUCACACAGCUGAGUCAGGAAAAUGCCGAACUGAACCGCCAAAACUUCUACUUGUCCAAACAGCUGGAUGAAGCGUCGGACGAGAGGGAGGAUAAGAUGCAGCUCAGCCAGGAGGUGGACCGCCUCAGGAGGGAGGUGGCCGAUCGCGAGAUGCACCUCAACAACCAGAAACAGAACAUCGAGACCCUGAAGACAACAUGCAGCAUGCUGGAGGAGCAGGUGGUGGAGCUGGAGUCUCUAAACGACGAGCUGCUGGAGAAGGAGAGGCAGUGGGAGGCAUGGAGAGGAGCUCUGGAGGACGAGAAAAACCAAGCCGAGAGACGCACCAGAGACCUGCAGAGACUGCUGGAUAAUGAAAAGCAGAACAGGCUUCGUGCAGAGCAGCGCAGCUCCGAGUCUCGUCAGGCAGUGGAACUAGCAGUGAAGGAGCAUAAAGCUGAAAUACUGGCAUUACAGAAGGCCUUAAAGGAGCAGAGACUGAAAGCUGAAAGUCUCUCUGACACUGUAAGUGUCUCACCUAUCCUCUUUACUUCCCAAUUCAUCCAUAUUUGUUUCUAAACCUUGUGCAUUUCAUUUGGCAGACUGGGUGA